AUUCUCGCGAGAUGUAAUGACGAGAUCUGCUAGUCCAGCUGUAUGGAUUUGCGUUUGUCAACAAACAGCUUUCACUAUAGCAUUGUAAUGCGACAAGUAGGACAAAUGUCAUUUUGGAAAUCGCCUCAUAUGCUCGGCAUUAUCCUGGUCGUUUUCACCGGAAGUCUACAAAUACGUAUCUGACUCCUAACACUUUCAAAAUGACAUAUCCCGUCCCAUGGAUAAACAUCCCAGUGCGGACCGCCCUGGCAAUCUGGUAUCAGUGGACCACCAGGACUGAGUUGCCAGAGUUGUCCAAGGUCUCCGUGCUGAUGAGGCAGAGGAACAAGGUGGAGAACACCUUGCGAGCCAUGCAACAUGCCGGACCAGGGACCCUCCAGGUGAUCUCAGACUUUGACAUGACCCUCAGCAGGUUCGCCCACCACGGGAAGAGAGUGCCCACCACCCACAAUAUCCUGGACCACAGACUACUCAUCGAUGAAGACUGUGCCUGCAAUAUGAGGAAGCUGUUGAAGAUCUACUACCCCAUAGAGAUCGACCCCAGCUUGACCUCGGAGCAAAAAAUACCCCUGAUGGUGGAAUGGUGGACAAAGGUCCAUCACCUGUUGAUCCAGCAGAAGAUCCAGAGAGACAUGCUGGCCCAGGCAGUCCAGGAGUCUGGUGUUAUUCUCAGGGAGGGCUACGAGGUGUUCUUCGACCGCCUGGCUGAGCUCCAGGUCCCUCUGCUCAUCUUCUCGGCGGGAGUGGGGGACAUCUUGGAGGAGGUGGUCCGUCAGAGCCAGGUGUUCCACCCCAACGUCCACGUCAUCUCCAACUGCAUGGACUUUGACGCCAACGGCGUUCUGCGGGGCUUCAAAGGUCCCCUGAUCCACACCUUCAACAAGCGUGAGGGGGCUCUGCUGCUCGCCGCCCCCCUCCCGGAGCUCCGGGAGCGGCCCAACGUGCUGCUGCUGGGGGACUCCCUCGGGGACCUGGCCAUGGCCGACGGGGUGGCCCGGCCCCACAACCUGCUCACCGUGGGCUUCCUCAACGACCAGGUCGAGGAGAGGACAGAGUCGUACGUGGAGGCUUUCGACAUUGUUCUGGUUAAGGACGAGACGAUGGAGGUACCCAACGCUGUGCUGAAGUUCAUCACCUCUGGGAAAGAUGCCAAGUGACCAUGCAACAUGUAGGAAAUACAACUACCUGUUUACAGUGCAAGACACACUAGUCACAUGACACAUGGAGCUGUUUCACUUCACUUGCUGAUGGAUGGACAAUAUUAAUGCUGUAAACACACGUCAAGUCAGCGUGGCCUCUCGCCAGGUACCUCAGACCAGAUCAUGGUGACUAUUGGGAGUGUUCACAUGUGUACUGUACGUCUGGUUAGUAAUGUGCAUCUCAGGUGACCGACAGCUGUCUCAGAUUCUAUCUAGUGACAACAGAACUUUUAUUUUUAACACAAGGUUUGUGUGGAUGCCGAUACUUUUUGUGCAACACCCUCCAUAAAUAUGAAUAAGCUUUUAUUUUGUAAAUAUUUUUCCAAAUAUUUGUAGUCUGCACAAGGUCUCUUAUCACUUUUGUUGAAAAAAGGUCUGCUUUGUGGUAAAUGGGUUUUAUUUUAAGUGCAUGAUUUCAAUGUAUGAUAGUAACCAAAGUGAUUGGUGCUUUUUAUCUUGGGUGGAAGAGAAUUUUAAAUUAUUGCAUGUUUGACCAUGCAAGGUGUUACUCAAUGCUACCUCUACCUGAGAAGGUUAGUGCCAGCAGCCUGUUUACAGUGUAUACUGCACCCAAUGCAGUUAUACAACAUGGCAGCUACUCAAAAAUGUUCAUUGUUUAAAUUGACAUUGUAUACUUGCAAGUUAAUGCCCUCUCCUGGAUUACAGUAGUCCAGGAGGGCAUUACACAGGGCAAGGAUUAAAAUGGUAAAGGAACUUUUGUGCCUGUGUGUUGAAUACGAUUGAGAGUUUGACAUUUUUAUUUUUUAACAUUCAGCUGACUAGGGUGUGAGUAGUGUGUUGAUUCAAAAUACUAAGACUUGCAACAAAAUUAAAAUGGUAAUGUAGGCCUAUUUUCAUCUUUCAACCGUCAAAUAAAUUACUAAUUUCUAGGGAUAUAUUAUUUUACAAUUCUGCUUGUAGUAUAAUUUGGGAUCCGUAAUAUGAAAGUAUUGCUUAUCUGUAUUUUCCAUUAGAAGCUUCUAUGAUAAAGAAAAAGUUUAAAUCCAAUCUUGUGUGAGCUGGGAUGUUAUGGGAAGCAUUAAGUCACUCUUACCUCUCAAUAAUCAUAAUGUUGCCUGUGGACAAAACGUAACGUAAUUCGAUAUCUUCAAAGAUACUGGCGUAAUGUGAGCAGUUAUCGGACAGUGGAUAAUAUCGAUCAUAAAUUACAAUAAAAAAGAGACGCCAUUUUUCUUAAAAACAUUUUAACAUUACAAACGUCACGGACGAUAACAAUAGGGGCUUGUUCGGUAGAUUAAUUUAAGUCAAUGCACUUACUUAAAACUCUGUUUCAAACACAACCAAUCACACAACACAGAAAUAAAAAAAAGUUUCCAAAAUAAUUACUUUCAAUAUUUUCUCUCGUUAUUACAAACAAAACUUUCAAAUGUGUUGCUUUAAUGAUGCUAAAUGGAAAAAAAGAACCUUGAAGUUAAAGUCAGUCAUAAAAUGUUUCAAAGGUGUUUGGCUUUGUCCCUGAGAGAGGAUGCGCACAUUUCAUUGUCCGUCCGUUUGUUCUUUCUGAUAUUUCUUUUGUUUGCUUUUUCUUUGCGAUCUUUCUUCCUUUUGCUUGUUCUUUGCGAUCUUACUUCUGUUUGCUUGUUCUUUCCGAUCUUUCUUCUGUUUGCUUGUUCUUUGCGAUCUUACUUCUGUAUGCUUGUUCUUUCUGAUAUAUCUUCUGUUUGCUUGUUCUUUCUGAUAUAUCUUCUGUUUGAUUGUUCUUUCUGAUACAUCUUCUGUUUGAUUGUUCUUUCCGACCUUUCUUCUGUUUGUUCUUU
Molecule: messenger RNA, 2977 nt
Organism: Gadus macrocephalus (Pacific cod)
Lineage: Eukaryota; Metazoa; Chordata; Actinopteri; Gadiformes; Gadidae
Product: cytosolic 5'-nucleotidase 3-like
Exons: 10
Coding region: 201-1157 (318 amino acids)
Cellular component (GO): cytoplasm
Molecular function (GO): 5'-nucleotidase activity; magnesium ion binding
Source: RefSeq, a predicted model, not a curated record